Schistosoma bovis is the source of this 792-nucleotide messenger RNA. The record is from the annotation of a GenBank genome assembly. Lineage: Eukaryota; Metazoa; Platyhelminthes; Trematoda; Strigeidida; Schistosomatidae.
AUGACUUUCUGUGAUGAUAAAGUAAUGACAAUCAUAAUUUACAUAUGUAUUAAUCGAAAUCAUCCACUUUAUCCUUUAUUGGCUUUAUUAUUACAACAAUGUGAAUUGGCUACAGCUAGACCUGAUUCACCGCCUCCAUUAGAUACUUUUAAUACAGAAUUAAUUUCAUACAUUCAACGUCGAAUAGAAUUACAACAACAACAACAACAACAACCAGAAAGAGAUCAUAAUGAUGAAGAUGAAAUGAAUGAAUUAAAAUCGAAUUCAUUAAAAUUAAAUCGUGAAAAAUUAAAUAAAAAUAAUGAAAAAUAUAAAAGUACAGAAGAUAUAAUCAAUAUGAAUGAUAAUAGUAAUACUGUGAAAACUACUAUUUCUUCGAAAUAUAAUACAAAUCACUCAUUAACUAAUCAAAUUUCAACAACUACUAUAACAAAUACAAUAACACAAACUACUAAUGCUAUCUCAUCUAUCAAUACUACUAAUAAAACUAAUUCAGUAGCAAAUGUACGAAAUAUUAGUGAUUGUUUUUUAUCUAAUAAUAAUAAUGUAAAUAAUGAUAUAUCUACAAAUUUUGUAUAUAAUAAUAAUAAUGAUAAUAGAAAUCGUAAAUCAUUAAGAUGUGAUAAAUCAAUGGAUCAUAAAAAUAAUUCAAGUUACGUAACAAAUAAUGAUGUUGAUGAUCCUGAUACUGAUGAUGAAUUAAGAAAAUUGAAUUGUACAUUUAAUGAUGAAAGAAGAUUUCAAUUUUUAAGUAAUAAUACUGAAUUAAAUGAAUUAGUAAGUUAUCAAUAA